Amblyraja radiata (thorny skate) is the source of this 4774-nucleotide messenger RNA. RefSeq names its product DENN domain-containing protein 2C. NCBI's taxonomy places the organism in Eukaryota, Metazoa, Chordata, Chondrichthyes, Rajiformes, Rajidae. Bases 293 to 3430 code for a protein of 1045 amino acids. The record is from RefSeq and is a predicted model, not a curated record. The transcript is spliced from 20 exons.
CUUACACAAACUCCUCCUCGUCAAAAACCGGCCCGAAACCAUUUCUUUGCGGUGCCCUGUGAAAAAAGAUUUAAACCACGCACAAUAGUGGCUGGAUUUGUGUGUAUGAAAAAGAGAGGGAGAAGCGGAAAAAAUAAAGCGGCUGGUGUUCCCUCAAUCUCUCUCAUACUCGUGCGGGGAUUUUUUUCUCACUUGUUAUUGGCAACGUGUUUGGUGAGACUGUGCAAGAUUGGGAAGUGGACUGGAAGACUGGAAUAGAAGGCGAGAGUGAGAUUUGUCUGGGGAUGGAGUAAUGAGUGAGACCAGGCUUGGAAUAACUUCGAGCAGCCCCUGCAAUCCCCUGGGUUCCAGCAGCGUCAGGAACAUAGUGAAAAGAAUCGAAGAUUCCCUGAGCCAAACCUCCUGUACUUCAACGUGCGACGUUCUCCGGAAAUACAGCUGUCCUCCGACCAGGAAUUUGGACCCCAACACUGGAGCCCGGAAGGUCGCACCUUCGGGAAAGUCUGUGAUCUCUGUGGACCUUGGUUCAGUCAGAACCAGGCCAAAUGAGACUCCAUCGCCCAGACACAGAGCUUUGGGGUUGGGGGGUGGUGUUCAAGAUGGACGGGUUGUGAAGAGCUUACUGGAGACGAUGCACUCAUCGGGCAGUGUCCCCAAUCUCGGAGAUCACUUCAUCCCCCGCCACCGUGCCGUCAACAUUAAGCAAAAGAUUCUGCAAUGGGAGGGGAAAUCGAACGUUGUCUCCAGCACUGGCCAGCCCACGGAGGGCACGCUAUCCCCAGAGUGUGACAGUCCGCUUGCUUCUGAGGCAAAAACUGAGUGCCUGGCCGAUAGCAACAAGCGAGGCCUAGUGAAAACGAAAAGCCUGGGCCUAGAUUUCAGGGAAGAAUGGAAUGCAAGUGACCAAAAGGUGAACAGUACUGUGGAGAAAAAUGGGGGAGAAGCUAACUCAAGAGUGUUGUCUCCUGUCUGCCCUCAAGCAAAGAAAGUGGAUAGUUUGGCCAAGAACACUGUGGAUUCUGCAAAGCUGCUACCUCCAGGGAAUUUUUACACAUCCCAGAAAUUUUGGAAGAAGAUUCAAGACAUUCCACAGGAUGAAAAUGCAAUAUCUGCCUUGGAGCUGAAAAGGAAACGGGAAAGCUCCAGCUCAACUGAAAAAGACUUGGAUUUGACGAAUUUUAAGAACAGAGAGAUUGCCAGUAGGAAUACAGAGAACGUGUACAACACAGAUUCUGAGGAAACUGGAGAAUCGCGUGCAAUUAAUCCCGUUCCUAAACCUCGACGGACCUUUAAGUAUGCUGUAGAUAAAACUCCUGGUGCAAAAGGAAAUGGCCAGUCCACUCCCCCUCUGCCAACCCACCCCCCUCCUUCAACCAAGACACCUGGGACAGAAGCCCUACUAAUAAAGGCAAAAAGGAAAUCCUACGAGUUUGAGGACGCGGACGGUCUUAAGCUCCUCCUGACUCCCGCGGGGCGUGUGAAAAAACACGAACAAGGUGGCAAGGGUACCGAGAAGACACUUCCCCACACUCUAUCCGAAGAGAACAUCUACGAGGAUAUUAUAAGUCCUUCUAAGGAAAAUCCAUAUGAAGACGUCAAAUUCACCCCGUCACUCCUGUCCAGGGGAAGGCGAGUUUGGGGAUCGCCCACAAGUCGACCCAGGCGGCCCCCAGAGCUUCCACCAAAACCCCCCAUUCUGCUGGGACAAGCUCAGGAAAGUAAAACUCUGAAAGUGGCAGACCAGAGGAAGGUUGGUAAAGACGGCACAGUCCCUUUGCUCCGCUCCACUCCGUUGUCCAUAUCGGGCAACCCUGAAGACUCUGUCGCUGGAGACAUACUGGUGAAGAAAAGAAAGAAGAUCCCCCUGCUGGUUUUGAAGAUCCAGGCAGCGUACGACACUAAAAGAGGAAAGAAAAAAGUGAAGGCGUUUACAUCAUCAGGACCAGAGUCCACGCCACAGAAAGAUGAGAAUAGUGAGACGGAGAGUGAUACGGAGGAGCAGCAGAAAGCACACAGUCAGCGCUUGGUGCAUGUGCACUCCACGUUGAAGAGGAACGCACGCUACCAAACCCUAGAGCGAGAUUUAAUCGAGUUGCAGGAACAGCAGCUUUUUGAGUACUUUGUGGUGGUAUCUCUUCGCAAGAAGGUCCCCGCUAAUAACUAUGAGCCGCAGGUCACACAGCAGUUUCCGAGUAAGCUGGAGAAGUCGACGAGGCAGGCUCGUGAUGCCGAGGAGCGACUAAAGGCCAUCCCGCAGUUCUGCUUUCCAGACAUCAAUGAAUGGACUCCAGUUUCCCAGCUGAUCAGUGAGACCUUCUCCUUUGUUCUGACCGGUGAGGAUGGAAGCAGGAGGUUCGGGUACUGCAGGAAGCUAUUGCCGAAUGGGAAAGGCAAAAGACUGCCGGAGGUUUAUUGUAUCGUCAGUCGUCUAGGCUGCUUCAAUCUCUUCUCAAAGAUAUUAGAUGAAGUGGAGAAGAGAAGGGAGCUCUCGCCUGCCCUGGUCCAUCCUUUCAUGAGGAGCGUCAUGGAGGCCCCUUUCCCUGCUCCAGGCCGCGUCAUCACCGUGAAGAACUUCCUCCCGGGCUCAGGAAAUGAGGUUAUUGAGCUGUGUCGGCCCACUGACUCGAGACUGGAACACGUAGACUUUGAAUGCCUCUUUGGCUGUUUGAACGUCCGGUAUGUGAUCCACGUCUUUGCCUCUCUCCUCCUGGAGAGGAGAGUGAUCUUCAUCGCGGAUAAGCUCAGCACCCUGUCCAAGUGUGGGCACGCGGCUGUGGCAAUGCUCUACCCAUUCACCUGGCAACACACCUACAUCCCCGUGCUGCCCGCGGUCAUGAUCGACAUCGCCUGUUCUCCCACACCCUUCCUCAUCGGAAUCCUGUCCAACUCGCUGCCGCUGCUGAACGACCUGCCGAUCGAGGAGGUGCUGGUGGUGGACUUAUGUGGCAACAAGUUAUUGAGAAAGAUGGAUGACGAAGAUUCCAUCAUACCGCACAAACUACAAGCAGCACUGGAGCUGAUCUUGGAGCAGAGAAGUGAAAUGCUUGCUACAGAGGAGGGAGAGGGUGGUGCCCAGUACACUCUCAGCACACUGGUAUCGGAAGCAUGUGUCAGGUUCUUUGUGGAGAUCGCAGGUCACUACUCCCUCCACAUGUCGGUCAACGAGAAAGGCGAGCGGUGCUUCCAGAGGGAGGCCUUUCGCAAGUCCCACACCUCCAAGAGCAUCCGACAGUUCUUGGAGCUCUUCAUGGAGACACAGAUGUUCGCUGGCUUCGUGCAGGACCGAGAACUACGGAAAAGCGGCGUCAAAGGUCUCUUUGAGGUCCGAGCUGCGGAAUAUCUGGAGACCAUCCCCGAAACUGGACCAAGCAGCGUCAACAAGUUCCUCAAAGGCCUUGGGAAUAAGAUGAAAUUUCUUACCAAGAAAUGACAACCAGAUUUGGGGAUGCCAAGACUUUGCCACGGGAGUCCAUAAUGAAGCAUCUUCUAACCAGGCAGUAUAAGUGCCCCGGAAACAUUCCCUCCAGAAUUUGCCUUUGCUGGUCAUCGGACAGGCUGGAGUGACCUUGGCUCGUGCAGUUUGCCCCAAUGCCCGUGUCUGUGUGCAUGUUUUGCUGCACUCGCUUUGGAAGGAUUAUCCUGGCAAGUCACUGGAUUUUCCUUACGAUGAGGAAUGGCAGCCCGCCUUAAAACAGCACGCCCGUUUUCGGGCCCACAACACAAUGGAAGGAAUCGGAAGAGGUUCCGAUCGGAUGCAAGAUAGAUGUGAAUGGAAGAGAUCGCUGGAUCAUGCUCGGUGAUCUACGCACAAAGAGAUGUCCCUGCUAAACAAGUGUCCAAUUCACAUUGCUCUGCCGUUCUAUCUAACUCCACACCACACGCAAAAGAGCUGUUCUUAAUGUGACUUUCACUAUUUGAAUGUGUUCUCAGGAUGUGGUUACCCCCCCUUGAAGUAAUUGGUAUCUUAAACUUACUUGCACAGAUUUGACACAAAAUGGCACAUCAAAGUGGCCAUAUUUUAGAUGAGAGUAUCGGGGAAAGUAUGUGGCACUCUUACCCCCACACCACCCCUCCCCUCUGCCAUCAAUGUCCGAGUGUGGAUUCACUCAUACUGGUGCACUCACAGUGUCCCACACUCUGGAAGCUGGUGGUUCAUUUUAUCACUGGGAUCGGAACUCGAAUCGGCCUCGAAUUUGGUGGUGGACGGGUAGACGAAGGGGGAUUGGUGAUUGUUAGCAGCCAGCCGAGGGCCAAAUCAGGACCCCUGCAUCUCACACUGGCUCCAGAGUCAACCAAGACAAAAAAAAUGUGAUAGAUAUUUGUGAGUCGCUGUGGGUGUCAUGAUGGGGGAGGGGAGGGGAGGGGAUUAAAAGGAAUUUUCCCUUUAAAUAUCCAGAUUGUUUCGAGCGGAAUAUCUUGGAUUUGGAAAAUGUUAAUGUAUGUAAAGGAAAGUUAUGGUUGGAUUACAGGCUGGAGUUCUCAUUCACGUCGGUGUACUACACAACAUUCUAUUGUGUUAUAUCAUCUCAAAACUGUAUGGAACAUCACCCUCUCCUGAACAGGCACAAGUAUGUCCUACUGCUACUUGCCCUCAGCCGCACCAACCCUCUUAAUUUGUCAGGUUACCCUUCUGGGAGGACACAAAGUGCUGGGGUCCCUCGGCAGCUCGGGUAGCAUCGCUGUGGAACAUGGACAGGUGACGUUUCAAGUCUGGAUCCUUCUUUGUUAAAGAAGGAACUGCAGAUGCUGGAAAAAUCGAAGGUACACAAAAAUG